Artibeus jamaicensis (Jamaican fruit-eating bat) is the source of this 1790-nucleotide messenger RNA. It is a transcript of the gene SLC25A35, whose product is annotated as solute carrier family 25 member 35. Lineage: Eukaryota; Metazoa; Chordata; Mammalia; Chiroptera; Phyllostomidae. The record is from RefSeq and is a predicted model, not a curated record. Bases 579 to 1481 code for a protein of 300 amino acids. The transcript is spliced from 5 exons.
UUCUCCACAGACUACCCAGUGAAGCUGCUGCGAACUCCAGCAGCUCCCUGGGAACGCACAGUCUCCACUGGAAUCCAGACUUCCGCGAUCACAAUCUUCUUGCUGUCCCGGAGACGCCACCAGAUCUCCCGGAUCCUUUUCCUGCAUAACCUCCUGUUGUUUUUUUUUUUUUUUUUUUUCUUUUAUCUUCCUUCCCAGCUUCCAGCUCAGCUCAGCAUUUCCCUUCCAUACGCACGGACCUCCAGCGGCCAGCUGUUCUUAGCAUCCCACCUACAGUCCCCCUGAUUUCUGUCCCUCUUUGACAUCAACUUCUUCGACCAACAGAAGCCUGUCAUAACCUUCUCACCAGACUCCCCUAAUCUCUUCUUUCUUCUCUUUGCCAGCUCCUGACUCCCAAAUCCAGCUAACCUUUGACUUCCUGACAUUUGGUCCUGACACUCGACUCCGGAACCCCUAAAUUCCUACCUCCUGAAGCCUGGACUGCUGAAACUGAGGUCUUUCCUGAUUUCUGACCCCGUUUCUGAAGCUCAUUUUGACUUUCUUUCUCUUGGGCCAGUUCUUGCUACCGCUACUCCACCAUGGACUUCGUGAUGAGUGGCCUGGCAGCCUGUGGGGCCUGUUUGUUCACCAACCCCCUGGAGGUGGUGAAGACUAGGAUGCAGUUGCAGGGAGAACUGCGGGCCCCUGGCAGCUACAAGCGGCACUACCGAAACGUCUUCCAUGCCUUCAUUACCAUCGGCAAGGUGGACGGCCUAGCUGCCCUGCAGAAGGGCCUGGCCCCUGCCCUGCUAUACCAAUUCCUGAUGAAUGGCAUUCGGCUGGGCACCUACGGGCUGGCUGAGGCUGGAGGCUACCUGCACACAGCUGAGGGCACCCUCAGCCCUGUCCGCAGCGCAGCAGCUGGUGCCAUGGCUGGAGCUAUGGGAGCCUACUUGGGGAGCCCUAUCUACAUGGUGAAGACACACCUACAAGCGCAGGCAGCCUCAGAAAUUGCUGUAGGGCACCAGUAUAAGCAUCAGGGCAUGUUUCAGGCGCUAAGAGAGAUCGGCCAGAAGCAUGGUCUGGUGGGGUUGUGGCGUGGGGCCAUUGGUUGCCUGCCCCGAGUUAUCUUUGGUUCCUCCACCCAGCUGUGCACCUUCUCAUCCACCAAGGACCUCAUGACCCAGUGGGAGAUAUUUCCUCCCCAGAGCUGGAAGGUGGCUCUGGCAGCUGCCAUGGUGAGUGGCAUUGCAGUGGUCCUAGCCAUGACACCCUUUGAUGUGGCCAGCACAAGACUCUACAACCAGCCCACAGACUCUCAGGGCAAGGGCCUCAAGUACCGGGGGAUACUGGAUGCUCUGCUGCAGACAGCUCGGACAGAGGGCAUUUUUGGCAUGUACAAGGGUAUAGGAGCCUCCUACUUCCGCCUCGGCCCUCACACCAUCCUCUCCCUCUUCUUCUGGGACCAGUUGCGCAUCCUCUACUACACAUACACCAAAUAACAGUGAUUCUUCCACACUCCACCAAAUCAGCACUCCUUGGUCACUUCUGCCUCCAUUACUGUAUGUCCUGGUGACUUCUGACCAGUUGACCUUUCAUCCAUCUGAGGGGGACAGUUCAUACCACUGCUCAUCUGUUUUCUCAGGGUUGAAUUACUACAAGAGAGUUUCCCUCCCUUCCUUGGGUGUCACUUUAAAUGUACUCUACCUGCCCCCCUGUACAUUUCACACCCUUCCCUCAGGGCUGAACCAGUCACUCCAAAGUGUAUUUCCUCCCUUUCUCCACUGCCAGCCUUGGGUCCCUUCUGAUCC